UUAGCAUGUUUAUCACACAUGCAACAUAAAGUCUAUGUGAAAUUUACGUUAACAAUAGUAUCAAUUAAUUUGUAUUGUUUUACAACUUAUGGUUGUUUAAAGUUUACAUAAAAAAAAUAUGAAGAAAUUAAUAAUAUUCCUAUUAAUCAUAUGUGUAAACAAUGUGUCUAUGGAAUUCAUAACCUUAAAUGGUUCAUGGAAAGGAAAUAUUUUAUGUGAUAAAAAUUCUAAUCAAAAAUGCAAAGAAUUAGAGUUUCCAGCAGUUGUACCAGGCGGUGUUUAUACAGAUUUAACAGCAUCACAUUUGAUACCUGAUAAUCUUUUAGCAAUAAACGAUGUAAUUAAUCGAUGGGUCGGUAAUCAAACCAUUGUAUAUAGUAGAAAUUUUACUGGUACAAAUACUUUGAUAGAUGGUUCAACGGUAGCAUUGAUAUUUCAUGGGCUGGAUACUUUUGCUACCAUCUUUUUGAAUGAUCAUAAAAUAGAAGAAACUUCUAAUAUGUUUUUAAAAUAUAUAUUUUAUAUAGAAGAAUAUUUAAAGAUAGGAGAGAACGCUUUAAAAAUUGUAUUUCAUUCACCUAUAAAAAUGGCUGAGGAUUUAUACAAGAAUCAAAGUCUACGAUACAUCGUACCUCCAAAAUGUGUUCCCAAAGAAUAUAAUGGAGAAUGUCACGUUAAUCAUAUUAGAAAAAUGCAAGCUAGUUUCUCAUGGGAUUGGGGCCCAGCUUUUCCUUCUAUGGGCAUUUGGAAAAGCGUUGAAUUAAUUUCUACUAAAGAAAUUCUAAUCACAGAUGUUACAACGGAUGUUUAUGAAAGAGACAAAUAUUGGGAAAUAGUUGUAACGAUAUUCUUUGAAAUUCCUCCUCGUAAAAAUACAGAUAAUAUUACGUGUAAUAUAAAUUCAAGAUUAUAUCUUACAAAUAUUAACUACGUUGAAAAUUCAUCUGACGUAAUAUUACAAGUUAAGGAUGGAUAUGUUACAGCAUCGAUUAUAUUGAAAAUAGAUUCAAAAUUAAUUGAUAGAUGGUGGCCGAAUGGAUAUGGGAAACAAAAUUUAUAUACGUUAAUAGUUACCGUUACGACAGGAACCGAAACAUUAAAUAAAUAUUUGCGUAUAGGUUUCAGAACAAUAGAAUUAAUAGAAGAACCUUUAGAGAAAGGAUUGAGUUUUUAUUUUCGGAUAAAUGGUGUACCAAUAUUUGCAAAGGGAAGUAACUUUAUUCCAGCAAGUAUAUUUCCUGAAUUAGCGGCUGAAGAACACGUUAUCAGACAUUUAUUACAAUCGGCUAAAGAAGCGCAUAUGAAUAUGCUCAGAGUUUGGGGUGGUGGAAUGUACGAGUCAGAUUUAUUUUAUAAUUUAGCCGACGAGUUUGGAAUUAUGAUUUGGCAAGACUUUAUGUUCGCUUGCGCCAUGUAUCCUACAAGUGAUGAAUUUUUGAGUUCCGUUAAAGAGGAAGUUGUACAAAACGUAAGACGAUUAAAAAAUCACGUUAGUGUAGUUUUAUGGGCCGGUAAUAAUGAAAAUGAAGCAGCUUUGUACAGUAAUUGGUAUGGAACUGGUAAAGCGGAUAUAUAUAGAAAUGAUUACAUUAAACUUUAUGUGAAUUUAAUCAAGAAGGAAGUGCAAAAAUUAGAUACUACCAGACCUUUUGUCGUAUCCAGUCCUAGUAAUGGUUUACAUACUAAAGAAUACAAUUAUACCGGACAAAAUCCAUAUUCAAAUUUCUAUGGAGAUGUUCAUUAUUAUAAUUAUUUAAUCAAUGGAUGGGAUAUCAAUCAAUACCCACGUUCAAGAUUUAUGUCUGAAUAUGGAUUUCAAUCGUUUCCAUCGAUUUUUACGAUUUCCAAAAUUAUAAAUAAUAUUAACGAUUUACAUACAAAGAGUAACAUUAUGAAUCAUCGUCAACAUUUACCUUUUGGUACGGAAUUUAUGAAUCUCCUCAUUUCGAAAAAUUUUCUUAUACCAAAGUCAAACGAUACGAUAAGAGAUUUCACAGAUUUUAUAUAUUUGAGUCAAAUAAAUCAAGCUGUCUCUGUUAAAAUACAAACUGAAUCGUAUCGUCAAGCUAGAUCAGAAUUAAAUACUUUAGGAGAAGGAUUUACGAUGGGAGCACUUUAUUGGCAAUUGAAUGAUGUUUGGCAAGCUCCCUCGUGGUCUUCUAUCGAAUAUGGAGGAAGAUGGAAAAUGCUUCAUUAUUAUGCAACAGAAUUUUUCUCACCAAUUAUUGUAACGUCUCGUUUAUCUCAAGGAAAUGAAUUAUCUUUAUAUAUUGUUUCCGAUAAAUUAUAUGCGAUAAAUAAUUGUACUUUAAAAUGCAGCAUCUAUAAUUGGAAAUCGAUGCAACCUCUUCAUGUAUAUUCUUUCCAUAAUAUCAAAAUUGAGCCAAAUAAAGCGAUGUUAGUUACGUCGAUGUGGCUUGACAAACUUCUUGAAAAAGUUAAAUGCGGAACAUUGGCAGAAGCUAAGAAAUUCUGUGUCGUACGUCUCACGCUUGAAGAUAAUAAUGGAUUACAAAUCGCUCCAGUUAAUUAUGUUUAUCCAACUGUAUUAAAAGAUGUUAAUAUUCCAUCAGCCAAUGUCAAUAUAAAAAUUAAUGGAAAUCAAUUACCAGGAAAAUUGUCUAAUUAUCCAGAUUAUGAAAUAGAAUUAACGACUAAUAAUAUAGCGCUUUUUGUUUGGUUGGAAGUGAAAUCGAUAGAUGGUCAUUUCUCAGAAAACGGCUUUCACGUCUUCCAGGAGAAAAAGUAUAUAAAGUUUCAUGCGUAUGAAGCAACUACGCCGGACAUGUUGAAAAAAAAUAUACAAAUUACAACUCUAUCAGACGUUUACAAAUUAAAACAAGAUUUUUAAUAAACAUAUUAAUACUUUUAUGGGUUAGAUGGAGGAAAAUAAGUAUCGUAAUGCAAAUAAAUUUCGUAUCCGAUGAGAAAUAUAAAUAUUAUUAAAAUUAUUGAAGAUAUAAUAAUAAUACUAUCGGACA
Molecule: messenger RNA, 2981 nt
Organism: Polistes canadensis
Lineage: Eukaryota; Metazoa; Arthropoda; Insecta; Hymenoptera; Vespidae
Product: beta-mannosidase-like
Exons: 11
Coding region: 119-2851 (910 amino acids)
Biological process (GO): glycoprotein catabolic process; carbohydrate metabolic process
Molecular function (GO): beta-mannosidase activity
Source: RefSeq, a predicted model, not a curated record